GGGGUCAAAGUUGACAUGUUAUAUUCAAUAUGGCGGCUAGUAAACGAGUGUUGUAUGUCGGUGGUUUGGCAGAUGAGGUGGAUGAAAAGGUGUUGCAUGCAGCUUUUAUUCCCUUUGGAGACAUUAUAGAUAUCCAGAUACCUUUAGACUAUGAAACAGAAAAACACAGAGGAUUUGCAUUCAUUGAAUUUGAGCUGGCAGAGGAUGCUGCUGCAGCUAUUGAUAACAUGAAUGAAGCAGAACUGUUUGGGCGAACUGUCCGUGUCAACAUCGCCAAGCCCAUGAGAAUCAAAGAGGGUUCUUCUCGACCAGUGUGGUCGGAUGACGACUGGCUAAAGAAGUUCUCAGGGAAAACUGUGGAAGACCCUGAGGGCGAAGCAAAUGCUGGUGAAACAACCACCACGACACAGGAGGGUGAGCCACCAGCCAAAAAGGGCAGAGUAAAUCCGCAGGUCUACAUGGACAUCAAGAUUGGCAACAAACCAGCAGGAAGACUGCGCUUCCUCCUCCGAGCAGACAUUGUUCCAAUGACAGCAGAGAACUUCCGCUGCUUGUGCACUCAUGAAAAAGGCUUUGGCUACAAGGGCAGCAGCUUCCACCGGAUUAUUCCUCAGUUCAUGUGCCAAGGAGGCGACUUCACCAACCACAACGGCACCGGCGGCAAGUCCAUCUACGGCAAGAAGUUUGAUGAUGAGAACUUCAUCCUCAAACACACGGCUCCAGGACAGCUCUCCAUGGCCAACUCUGGGUUAAACACUAACGGCUCGCAGUUUUUCAUCACCACUGAUAAAACAGACUGGCUGGAUGGUAAACAUGUGGUGUUUGGAGAACUGCUGGAGGGGAUGGAUGUAGUUCAAGCAAUGGAGGCUCAGGGAACAAAAGACGGAAAGCCAAAGCAGAAAGUGAUCAUCUCAGACUGUGGAGAAUAUGUGUGAAUAAAAUAAAAAAUAUAUAUUAUGCUAGUUUGUAUGAGUGUAUGA
Molecule: messenger RNA, 980 nt
Organism: Nematolebias whitei (Rio pearlfish)
Lineage: Eukaryota; Metazoa; Chordata; Actinopteri; Cyprinodontiformes; Rivulidae
Gene: ppie
Product: peptidylprolyl isomerase E (cyclophilin E)
Exons: 10
Coding region: 30-935 (301 amino acids)
Biological process (GO): protein folding; protein peptidyl-prolyl isomerization
Cellular component (GO): intracellular membrane-bounded organelle
Molecular function (GO): peptidyl-prolyl cis-trans isomerase activity; RNA binding
Source: RefSeq, a predicted model, not a curated record